Ctenopharyngodon idella (grass carp) is the source of this 1410-nucleotide messenger RNA. RefSeq names its product ATP23 metallopeptidase and ATP synthase assembly factor homolog (gene atp23). Gene Ontology annotation, cellular component: extrinsic component of mitochondrial inner membrane. The record is from RefSeq and is a predicted model, not a curated record. Bases 228 to 1001 code for a protein of 257 amino acids. Gene Ontology annotation, molecular function: metalloendopeptidase activity. The transcript has 6 exons. NCBI's taxonomy places the organism in Eukaryota, Metazoa, Chordata, Actinopteri, Cypriniformes, Xenocyprididae. Gene Ontology annotation, biological process: mitochondrial protein processing; mitochondrial proton-transporting ATP synthase complex assembly.
GACAAAAAAAGAGACUUGACUGCAUCUUAUUUUGAGAGCACGCGUGAUGUGCGGGACAUCUCAUUGCGAUCAAAAAGCAAAUAUUUUUUUUAAACUAAGUAGAUUAAGUGAAAUUCAACAGCUCUAAUAACGGAAAUACUUUAAUCCUCUGCCACCCUUCGCCUGCUUUCAAUCACGUGACUCAGUGACGCACGCGUGACCUUUGCGUAAACGCGCACCGCAAAGCAAUGGCUCAAAGUAGAACUAAAGAUGAUUAUAGCAAUAAACAACCGAUGCAUGAAAACAAACAGAGUGAGGAGCAGCACGGUAAACCGAAGGAAGAGGACUACGGCUACAGUUUAUAUCCCGAGCGAACCGGCAGCAAGUACAAGCAGGGCUCGAUCGGAGAGAGUCUGUUCACCUUUAAACACAAGUGUCACAUCAUGCUGCAGUUCGCCAUGGACACUAGUCCGUACGCUAAACUUCUGCUGGCGGCCAUGAGAACCUCCGGCUGUGCAGUUCAUAAAGACAGACAUUUCUCGUGUGAGGACUGCGACGGGACCGUCAGCGGCGGGUUCGAUGCCGCCACCUCUCAGAUCGUCUUGUGCCAGAACAACAUCCACCAGCAGGCUCACAUGAACCGCGUCGUCACACAUGAGCUCAUCCACGCCUUCGACCACUGCAGGGCUCGAGUCGACUGGUUCACGGACUUCAGACAUCUGGCCUGUUCAGAGAUCCGUGCCGCCAAUCUGAGCGGAGACUGUUCGUUCGUUAAUGAGGUUUCCAGAUUUAACUUUGGCCUCAAAGAGCACCAUCAGGAGUGUGUGCGGAGCCGAGCGCUGCGCUCCAUCCUCGCCGUACGCAAGGUGAGCAGGGAGGAGGCGGAGCGAGUGGUUGACGAGGUGUUUGACAGCUGCUUCAGUGACCACGCCCCCUUCGGACGCAUCCCACACAGCAAGAAGGACGCCAAGUUCGCCUACAGGGAUUUUGAGAACCGGGACCGCUACUACGCAAACCUCUGAUGCUGCGGCAUUAAAGGCUUUUAUCUUCGUUGAUGCGAAGUCAAUCUGUGCGUUUCUCGUGGAAAGACUGAACUGAAGGAAGAGAGAAUAUCACUCCUCGUAACCUCUCAGAUGAACAUGUUGUGCUGAAGGAAGUGUGUCAUGUAAUUAAAGCACAUACUUGCCUUUUUCAUUACUGUACUAAAGAUUUGACCAGAAAAACGUGGUUGAUGUUGUUCUUCUGUAUCUGAGCAUCAGUUUGAAAGGGAUGGAAUUGUUUAUUGAUGGAUGGAGGUUGUAUAAAGUCAAAUCUGUCUUUGUCUAUCAGCACAGGCUUUUUUAUGAGUUGAGCUCUGGUUUCUCUAAUAUGAGUUAUAUGAUAGUAAUAUGAAAGUUUCAAUUCAAAUAAUUAAAAAUUAAUUCAACAUUA